AUGAGUCAUACAACAUCCCCUAUCACUCAGGUUAGUCCAGAAAUAGGUGAACAGAGCGGAAUAAUACAAAUGUCCGAAGACAAACCAAAGGUGCCCUCCAAAACAGAAGAUACGGCCCAGCAUAAAAAUGUCUCAAUUAACUCGACGAGUGAUGAUACGUCGACAACUUUGGCACCUAACCCAGGACAAACCACAGUAUCGGAGCCAAAAUCGGAAGUAGCAUCAAGAGUCACGCAGCGACCGCACAAAUCAUUUUUUUCCUUGUUUUUCUGUUGUGCAUGGAGUAAUAGCGCUAUAGAUGAUAGUGGGACUGUGAUCGCACCAACACCCAAUAGUCCUCCGGAUACCAUUGGCAAAAGUGCUUCAGGACAUACAUCGCCAACUAUUCCCCCUGUACUAGAGAAGGACGAAGAAAAAAUACCAGAACCAGAACAAGAAAUACCUCAGGAGCCAAGCCCACCUAUUGUUGAUCCACCCGAGGAACCUAUAGAAACAAUUGAGCCAAGAAGGAGGCUGCUGGAUCCAAUAAGUCCGGAACAUAUAGGGCGUAAAUGUUUGGUUUUGGACUUGGACGAAACAUUGGUACACAGCUCAUUUAAACAAAUUCUUCAUGCAGAUUUUGUCGUGCCUGUUGAAAUUGAAAAUCAAAUUCAUAACGUUUAUGUAAUAAAACGUCCAGGCGUUGAUCAUUUUUUGAGGAAGAUGGGAGAAAUUUAUGAAAUUGUUGUGUUCACCGCGAGUUUAUCAAAGUACGCCGAUCCUGUACUGGAUAUGCUAGAUCAAAGUCGUGUAGUAAAGCAUCGAUUAUUUAGAGAAUCAUGUUACAAUCACAGAGGAAAUUAUGUAAAGGAUCUAUCACAACUCGGAAGAGAAUUAAGAGACACGAUUAUAAUUGACAACUCACCUGCUAGUUAUAUAUUCCAUCCUACAAAUGCUGUGCCCAUAUCAUCGUGGUUCAAUGAUCCACACGAUACUGAACUAUUAGAUCUCAUACCAUUCUUAGAAAAACUGACCACAGUAGAUGACGUAACUAUGGUUCUGGAUUGUUCCAUUGAGGUUCAAUAG
Messenger RNA from Ambispora leptoticha, 1065 nucleotides. NCBI's taxonomy places the organism in Eukaryota, Fungi, Glomeromycota, Glomeromycetes, Archaeosporales, Ambisporaceae. The record is from the annotation of a GenBank genome assembly.